This is a messenger RNA of Heterotrigona itama, 807 nucleotides long. Lineage: Eukaryota; Metazoa; Arthropoda; Insecta; Hymenoptera; Apidae. The record is from the annotation of a GenBank genome assembly.
CGUCUGUGUCAUCGUUGACGUCGUCGUUCUCGAUGUCUCGUUCAUCUAUCCCAUCCACACCGCUGUCAUCAGCUACGUCGAUAUCAUCUAUAACGAUGUCGUCUUCAACGCCAAGACCGACGUCGUCGUCGUCGUCCAUCUUUGUACCGCUGUCAACGACGUGGUUGACGCCAAACUUGUCGUCGUAUCCUUGGAGCGUGCAACAAACCUCCUGUUCGAGGCUACCUUCGCUGCCAAGCGAAUCGUCGAUCGUGUCGACUGUAUCGCUAGCCUGGCCGAAACUCGUCUCCGUGUUAGCUUGGUCCGUCACCCUGUUGCUCGUUUCGUCGUGCAUCGGCCUGACGGACGCUGGCAUCUUGAACGGACACCCUUUGGGUAAAAGGUCUUUUAUCGACAUUCAGUGUAAGGGUAUAUACGAUAAAAGUAUCUUUGCCCGGCUGGAUCGUAUCUGCGAGGAUUGUUAUAACCUGUUUCGGGAACCUCAAUUGCAUCAACUCUGCAGACUACUUCAAAGGAUGCUUAGACGUGUUGUUGUUACAAGACGAGGUAGAGAAGAUCCAAACAUGGAUCAAGCAACUACAUGGAGCGGAACCCGGGGUUUAGGCAAGACUGCUUUGGUACGCAAUACUUUACAAGCUGCAUUCAAGCGUUGCUGCUUGAAGAUGAGAAGGAAAAGCUUUUCGAGAUGGUCGAGUACCUAGGCCGCAAGAAGUAAGAAGUAAGAAGAACACAGAGGCGCUUUCAUUACUACCAAGACUUUUAUUUACACGACACAUCUACGACGAACGAUGAACGAUGAACGAUGAA